AUGUCCCACAACCCGGAGGAAGCAUUGCGUGUAACCAAAGGCAUUUGGCGACAUGUUAAAUACACUCAGUAUUGGGGCAUUAGAUAUGCUGUCGGAAGCUGUGAUGAGGUCACGACUUGCAGUGAUGCUUCCUGGGCACCCGGUGGGAGCAAGUCUCGUACAGGGAUAACAGUGCAUUGGGGGGGUCACUUGAUCGCAUGGCGCAGCCAGCGUCAGACGCUUACAGCAUUUUCGCCAGCGGAGGCAGAACUUGACGCUCUUGGAAGUGCUUUGCAAAUGGGAUGCAAGACACAGAGUAUCAUCCAAAGCAUUGCGGGGAAACACUUUGAACAUCAGCUUCGAGGAGACAACGUUGCCUCAAUCUUGCAGCUAACUGAUCCAGGGUACCACACUGAAGACCAAAGAACGCGGCACUAUGCCCUUCGGUGUGCAUAUGUUCGAGAUCAUCUUGAAGCCUCCAAGACCAAGCUGGAACACUGCUCUGGAAAGGAGUUACCUGCAGAUGGCCUGACGAAAGUGUUGGCUUGCACCGCUUUAGGCAAAGCUCGGGAGCUGUUGGGGAUGUAUGAGCCGAGGAGAUCAAACGCCAAUCCUUGA
Symbiodinium natans is the source of this 597-nucleotide messenger RNA. Lineage: Eukaryota; Dinophyceae; Suessiales; Symbiodiniaceae. The record is from the annotation of a GenBank genome assembly.